This is a messenger RNA of Candidula unifasciata, 538 nucleotides long. Lineage: Eukaryota; Metazoa; Mollusca; Gastropoda; Stylommatophora; Geomitridae. The record is from the annotation of a GenBank genome assembly.
UGGCACAGAAUUGUGGAAAGGCAUCAAGACAGCAGUCAAUGAGACAACAGUCUCUGAUGUUCUGCAUGCCAUGGGUGCGGUUCCAUCUGGUUUUAGAGCAUCAACUCUGUGUCACAUGUUUAAUGAAGGCAAAACAUACAGAAUGGCCAGUUUUCUAAUGCCAAAACUAAGCCAGUCCAAUCUUACCUACAGCGAUCUGCUGUUUGAUCCUGCCACAAACAGGAUUCGGCCCAGAUCAACUCGGAUUAACCACCUCAUCACUUUAGUUUCGUGCCAGCAGAUCCCGCCUCCUGGUACAGGUAUAGAGGUGCUUGACCGCCAUGUCAGGAUCUGUUUGUUUGAUGGACAACAUAUUCUCAGCAAUAUCCACUGUGUGAAAGUGGCAUCUGUGGAUAAAUCCGGCCGCAGCUGGAACUUUACCACCAGGGUUCAUGACUUGAUGGACCCUCACAUGCAUGGAGAGUUUUUUGUGAGAACCAACAACACUUCCGAUAACUUAGGUGUAUUGCUUGAACUCUGCAUAUCCUACAAGAGAACA